AUGCGCGACGAUAAGCCCUUAAAGCAAAAAUAUUAUCCCAGGAACCCUGCGAUGCAACAUGUCAUUGAUACCCAAGUAGAUGAACUGCUCCGCGCAGGAGCACACAGCGCACCGAUCAAACUGGCUUACCUCGGUCAUGUGAUCAGCGGCGAAGGGAUUCAGACUGAUCUUGAGAAGGUGUCUGUGAUCAAUGGGGUGAAGAUCCCCACCAACCUGAAGGAACUACGCCAAUGGAUCGGGAUGGCAUCCUGGUACCGGAGAUUCGUCCCGGGCUUCGUGACCAUCGUGCAACCAGUGACCGCAUUGCUGAAGAAAGGCCGGAAGCUGGGAGCGGUGUUAUCUCAGGACGUCGAGGGCCAAGAGAAGGUCAUCGCAUACGCUAGCGGUCGAAUAACUCCUGCGGAGCACAAUUACACGACGACAGAAAAGGAGUGUCUGGCCAUCAUCUGGGCCAUCAGGACGAUGCGAUGUUACCUGGAGGGCUACCGAUUUGAAGUCGUUACCGAUCACUUGGCUCUCAAAUGGUUAAAUUCCAUCGAGAGUCCUUCCGGCCGAAUAGCGCGCUGGGCUCUGGAAUUACAACAGUUCCAAUUCGACGUGCGUUACCGACGAGGGAAGUUGAACGUCGUGGCUGAUACGCUCUCCCGACAGCCCUGUGAGGUACUUCAAGGCGCUAUCGAGCUCAAUGACCACUGCGAAUGGAUCAGGAAGAUGAAAGACAAGGUACGCGACCAGCCUGAGAAGUUCUCUGACUACAUGUUGAAGAACGGUCAGCCGUGGAAACUCUGCGCACCCACUCCCUGCAGAGCCCGCGUCAUAUACGAGUGUCAUGAUUCCCCGACCGCAGGACACUUGGGUGUCCGAAAGACGAUCACCCGCCUAUCGCAAAGAUAUUUCUGGCCCGGCAUGUCCGCUGCCCCGAUCGAAACAAGGGAACUGCUUCUCGUUUUCCAUGACGUGUUCUCCAAAUGGGUAGAGUUGAUCCCACUCCGGAAAGCCACCGCUGCGGCAGUCCAGAAAGCGUUUCGGGAACGCAUACUCGGGCGAGUGGGCACUCCACGGAAGUUCGUGUGUGACAACGGAACCCAAUUCACAAGUCGGGCCCUAAAAGACUACUUUGCUAAGCUCGGCGUGGAAGUCCAGUACACGGCUCCGUAUUGUCCGCAGGAGAAUCCCACUGAGAGGACCAAUCGCACGGUGAAGACGCUGGUAUCUCAGCUGUCGGAAGGAGACCAGAGUACGUGGGAUAAUAUGUUGCCGGAGAUUUCCCGCGCUAUCAAUAGUAGCGUAUCGGACUCGACUGGGUAUACUCCCGCAUUUCUCACUCAGGGACGGGAGCUACGCUUGCCUGCGAUGCUGUAUGACGAACUCACCCCUGGAUCAGCGGUCGCGCAUACAGGUCCUGAAGACAAUGCGUCACACCUCCAAGGGAUCUUCGAAAUCGUGCGAUCGAACCUGCAACGAGCAUCUCUGGAGCAGGCGAGGCACUAUAACCUUCGGAGGCGCGAAUGGAGACCAACGCUCGGGAGCCAAGUAUGGCUGCGACAACAUCCCUUAUCAAAAGUGGCCGAGGAAUUCGCCGCCAAACUCGCUCCUAAGUAUGACGGUCCCUAUCCCGUCGCGAAGUUCACAUCUCCGAAGUUAGUACGUUUGCAGCGCCCAGGAGACCGUCGGCGGCGGAUCGCCAACAUAUCUCAGCUUAAACCCUACUACGCAGAGGACGCCCUCGACGCGAGCGACGACGACAUCACCGGGCCAAGUAACCCGGCACGAUUACUGUUUCAGAUGGACGACUUAAUCAUGCUGUCCGAUGACUCCCAAGACACCGAGGCCUUCUACCCACGGGCAAACGGCGGGGAUAGUCACGGAGAAGAAGAGGAGGAGGAGGUCCUCACCUCCGAAGGGGAAGGCGUUGGUAGUUCGAUGAGAACGGACGACGAUGCGUCCCAGGAUCCCAACGACUCAGCAAAACGCUGA
Molecule: messenger RNA, 1977 nt
Organism: Drosophila rhopaloa
Lineage: Eukaryota; Metazoa; Arthropoda; Insecta; Diptera; Drosophilidae
Exons: 5
Coding region: 1-1977 (658 amino acids)
Biological process (GO): DNA integration
Molecular function (GO): nucleic acid binding
Source: RefSeq, a predicted model, not a curated record